Lobosporangium transversale is the source of this 2424-nucleotide messenger RNA. RefSeq lists its product as hypothetical. The record is from RefSeq and is a predicted model, not a curated record. The transcript has 3 exons. The coding region runs from base 213 to 2372 and encodes 719 amino acids. NCBI's taxonomy places the organism in Eukaryota, Fungi, Mortierellomycota, Mortierellomycetes, Mortierellales, Mortierellaceae. Gene Ontology annotation, cellular component: cytosol. Gene Ontology annotation, molecular function: flavin adenine dinucleotide binding; NADPH-hemoprotein reductase activity; FMN binding.
ACUGACUGUUCUUUCAUUAUCCUUCACUCAAGUUUAUAACUCCGUCCUUUUUUAUAAUUCUUGUUUUAUUUAAUAGAGCAUAAACUAAAAUUUUCACUUUAAACAUUUUUAUUUCCCAUUCAUUCAUCUCUUCUUUUCUUCUUUUUUUUACAUUCACUUUCAUUCAUUCAUCUAUUCACAACAAACACUCCCUCUCUAACCCAGCCAUCACCAUGUCGGACGCAGUGAUCGACACUCUCGACAUCGCCAUCUUGGGUGCAGUGCUUGUGGGCUCUGGCAUCUAUUGGUUCAAGGAUAAGCUGAUGGGAUCAGGUUCCUCAAAGCCUCUGUCAAAACAACCCCUUGUGCCAUUACAAAAGCCCAAUGCCCCUGCUCUCAAGAUUAACAAAGUCGUAAAGAAGACUCGAGACUUUGUUGAAAAGAUGAAAGAAACGGACAAGACCGUUAUCUUUUUUUAUGGAUCACAAACUGGAACUGCCGAAGAUUAUGCUUCUCGCUUGGCUAAGGAAGGAACUCAACGCUAUAACCUCAAGACCAUGACUGCUGACUUGGAAGACUAUGAUAUGAACCUGUUGGAUACCCUGCCCUCUGAUCAUCUUGCUGUAUUUGUUCUUGCUACUUAUGGUGAAGGUGAACCUACUGAUAACGCUGUUGAAUUUUGGGAGCAUUUGGUCGCUGGCGAGGAUGUUCCCGAGUUCUCGAUUGGUAACUAUGAUGAUGAUGAGAAGCCUCUUACCAACUUGCACUUUGUUAUCUUUGGACUCGGUAACAAGACCUAUGAACACUACAACACUGUCGGCAGACGUGUUGAUGAGAAACUUCGGAAACUCGGUGCUACCCGCAUUGGUGAGCGUGGAGAGGGCGAUGAUGAUGGCUCAUUAGAGGAGGACUUCUUGAGCUGGAAGGAUGACAUGUGGAAGGCCGUCUGUGACUUUAUGGGCAUCGAUUUCUUGGCUGGCAACUCUGGACCUCGUCAGGCUACUUACAAGAUUCAAGAAUACACUAAUGAAGAGGCUGCUGGCCUAACAAAGAUUUACUAUGGUGAACAUCAAGAACCCAAGCUUAUGCUCGGCUCUCGUCCUACCUAUGACGCCAAGAAUCCUUACGCUGCACCUAUCGCCGUCUCUCGUGAAUUGUUUUCUGCUACUGCUGACCGUCACUGCUUGCACAUGGAGAUCGACAUUUCUGGGUCUGGCAUCACCUACCAGACUGGUGAUCACAUUGCUGUCUGGCCCAUUAAUGCUGAGCUAGAAGUCGAGAAGUUGGCAAGGAUCCUGGGUUUGACCAACAAGCUUGAUACCGUCAUUACUGUUUCUAAUGUUGAUCCUGCCUCUACCAAGCUGCCCUUCCCUGUCCCUACAACCUAUCGUGCUAUUCUUCGCAACUAUAUCGAUAUCACUGCUCCCCCUUCGCGUGCCUUCAUUGGUCAAUUGACGCCUUUUGCCCCAAAUGAGGAAUCAAGCAAGACUUUUGCUCUCUGGGGUUCUGAUAAAGAGGCCUUCCGUAUCAACGUUGCUGACGCCCGUCGCAGCCUGGGCGCUGUUUUGGAGAAAAUUCUAGGACCUGGUCAGACUAUUGAAAUUCCUUUUGAUUUGGUGAUUGAAUCAGUCCCACGUCUUCAGGCUCGUUACUAUUCGAUUUCAUCAUCACCCAAGGCUCAUCCUACGACAAUUCACUUGACUGCAGUUGUUUUGGAUUAUAAGCCUAUUGUCGCACCUGAAGAGACUGUCUAUGGUUUAGCUACAAACUUUUUGCACAAUUGUCACGCACAUAUCAACAAGAGUGGUGCUAUUGAACCAAAGUAUGAAAUCUCUGGACCUCAAGGAUCGCAUCUGAUUGGUGAGAGUGGUGUCAAGGUUCUUGUCCAUGUCCGUCACUCCAACUUCAAGUUGCCCCGUAAUGCUUCGCUGCCUGUAGUCAUGGUCGGUCCCGGUACAGGAGUCGCACCCUUCCGAGGUUUUAUUCAGGAUCGUGCACAGGAUGUGAAGAAUGGUAAAACAGUUGGUCCCACAGUUUUGUUCUUUGGAUGCCGUCGUGAGGAUGAAGAUUAUAUGUACAAGGAUGAAUGGCCCGAGCUGAUGAAGGAUAUUGAAGGAGCCCAGAUAAUCACGGCUUUGUCGCGUCAACCAGGCUUGCCCAAGGUCUAUGUCCAACAGAAGAUGGAAGAACAUAAGGAACUUGUCUGGGAUUUGAUCCACAACAAGGGAGGCUACUUCUAUGUCUGUGGAGAUGCCAAGAACAUGGCUCGUGAAGUGAACCAAAAGUUGAUCAACAUUGCUAUGGAAUGCGGUGAGAUGACGGAAGAGAAGGCUACAACCUAUGUCAAGGAGUUACGUGCACGUGGUCGCUACGAGGAGGAUGUCUGGUCAUAAAGUCAAUGCAUAAUAUAUCCUCUAUAGCAUAUGUGUCCUGUUUUCUCUCUCU